Molecule: messenger RNA, 1257 nt
Organism: Didymodactylos carnosus
Lineage: Eukaryota; Metazoa; Rotifera; Eurotatoria; Philodinida; Philodinidae
Source: the annotation of a GenBank genome assembly
AUGAACUGCAAUACUCACGGAGAAGAGACCAGUUAUCGAAUUCGUCCAGUUAUUAAUGACACAUUUUCAAAAUACGACGAAAAUUUACAUAAUAUUUCAAAUUUGAUUCAUCAGUACCGUGAAAUUGCCUUUGAAGAACAUAAGUCAUCAAAACUACUUACCGAUUUUCUAGUACAAGAAGGUUUCAUCGUUGAAUACGGUAUUGCCAAUCUUUCAACGGCCUUCGUUGCUACUUACAGUAAUAGUAAUAAUAGUCAAAGUGGUAGAACAGUCUCGUUUAAUUCCGAGUUCGAUGCUCUACCUGAAAUUGGUCAUGCAUGUGGGCACAAUUUAAUUGCAAUUGCCGGUAUAGGUGCUGCUUUGGCUGUUAAACAGUAUUUACAGGAGCAGCAGACAAAUGGCACCGUGAAACUGUUUGGUACACCGGCUGAAGAAAAUGGAGGUGGCAAGUUGCAUCUUGUUAAUGCUGGUUACUACAAAGACGUUGAUAUGAAUAUAAUGGCACAUCCAUCUCAGAACAGCGGUGCAUUCGUACCCUAUCGUGCAAUAGCAAAAUUGGAAGUAGAAUAUUUCGGUAAAUUAGCACAUGCUGCAAUCGCACCUUGGCAUGGUAAAAAUGCUUUAGAUGCAUUAGUCUUAGCAUACACUUCUUUGAGUGCACUGCGUCAACAAUUGCAUCCUUUGUAUCGUUUACACGGUAUUAUUGUUAACGGCGGCAGAUCGGCGAACGUUAUUCCCGAUUACAGCAAGGGUAUUUUUAUGAUACGUACGCCAACUGUCAAUGAUUUAUUAAAUGAAUUUAAACCACGUGUCAUACAGUGUUUCCUUGCAGCUGCAAAUGCAACUGGAUGUGAAGUUAAAAUUACAGAGAAGGGAAUAAAUAAAGAUGUUAAAAUAAACAGUAUACUUGCACAUCGUUACGAAUCAUAUUUUUCGGGUAUUAUGAACACAAAACUUUUGCCAAAAUACGAACAAGAGCGCAUGUCAUCUGGUUCAACAGAUCAAGGACAUGUUUCGUAUGCGGUACCAGCCAUACAUGCUGAAUUUGCGAUUCCGACAGAAAAUCAACAGGGACCACAUACAAAAGAAUUUGAACGUGCUACAACUACCGAUGAAGCUUUCCAACAGACAAUUAAAGCUUCGAAAACUUUAGCAUCUGUUGCAAUUGAUUUCUUAGAAGAUGAUUUAUUUGCAAAGAGUGUUGUAGAUGAAUUUAAAUUAUCGUCGACAUCUGAUACAACCACCACCCAAUCAUAG